AUGAGGAAAUAUCCCAGGUUGUAUCAAGUCUCCUGCCAACAGCAAAGACUCAUUCAGCAAGCAGGGAGACAAACCAAAACAGUUUGGGAAUGGAAUCUUGAGUGGAGAAGACCCCUAUUCGACAAUGAAGUAGAUGCAGCUGUCAGAUUUAUGGAUGACAUAUCACAGAUACAAAUCCAAAAUCAGAUCACUGAUUGCUGGAUAUGGAAACCAGAAACUACAGGACAGUACUCUACUAAAAGCGCAUAUUACCUGUUGCAAGAAGCCACAGUAGGGGACACCCUGGAUGAAGCACUAGAGGAUCUAUGGAAGCUAAAAAUCCCAGCAAAAGCUCAAAUUUUUGCAUGGAGACUGAUCAAAGACAGACUACCAACCAAAGCUAAUAUGAGAAGAAGACAAAUCCAGAUGAAUGACAUAAUCUGUCCUUUUUGCAGAAGUAAGGAGGAGGAAGCCUCUCACCUAUUUUUUUAUUGCCCAAAGACACAGCCCUUAUGGUGGGAAUCCCUCUCCUGGAUUCAAACCAAUGGAGUUUUUUCUAUUAGUCCAAGACAACAUUUCAUGCAGCAAACAAUUGGCACAAAUGGUGGAAAGCAGUAUUCUAGAUGGAAGUGCUGUGUAGGGGGUUAUGUGGGUUCCAGCGAGGACAAUGUGGGUUUUCCGGCAGUGUGGGAGGUUCUGUGGGUUCGAGCGACGACAAUGUGGGUGUCGAGGGAGCGGUUUCCAGAAGAUUUCAGGCGGGAGGAGAAAGAGAAGAGCGAUUUCAGGCAGGAGGAUGACAAAGAGAAGAGGGAGGGCAAGGUUUCAGAAUUAGCCAUAUGUUGUUCCUAG
Molecule: messenger RNA, 828 nt
Organism: Glycine soja
Lineage: Eukaryota; Viridiplantae; Streptophyta; Magnoliopsida; Fabales; Fabaceae
Exons: 3
Coding region: 1-828 (275 amino acids)
Source: RefSeq, a predicted model, not a curated record